GUCAAAUUCCAAUUGAUUUCCAGUUCAUCGAACUUCAACGAAACGCGACGAGACCAAACAACCAGACGCGCAGCGUUAUUUGGAGACCCUAGCUCACGCCACUUACUCUGCCUGCCUUUCCAUAAUAAACCUCAACGAUAUUCCUCCAUACAGCGUCGGCGCCUACCAUGUCCCACCAACAACCUCUCUCGUCGUCGGUCCAGCCGACUGACAUCUACGGCGGAGAUGAGGUAUCCGCGCUUGUACUCGAUCCGGGCUACUGCAACACCCGCGCUGGCUACGCCGGCGAGGAAAUGCCCAAGCAAGUUCUCCCUUCUUUCUACGGCCACAUCAACGGGCGCGACGUAUUCGGCGAUGAGUAUAUUGUGCCAAAACCGGGUUUCGAAGUGCGCAACUACAUGAACCGCGACAGCGUUGUCGAAGAUUGGGAUGCUGCCACCAGGAUGUGGGAACACGUUCUCGUCAAGCGUCUGCAGCCCGAGCGAUCAACACCUCCCAGCAAAAACGGUCUCAACAUUAGCGACGACGGCGACGUGCCCAUGGAAGACGAAGAUGGCAACAACAACGAAGAUGCUAUGGACGCGCUGGAGAAGCCGCUGGCCGAGAACCCUCUUCUCAUGUCCGAGGCGCCGUGGAACUCGCCCAAGGCGCGCGAGAAGGCCAUCGAAAUCAGCAUGGAGACCUGGGGCGUGCCCGCAUUCUGGCUUAGUAAGACACCUGUGCUCGCGGCAUUUGCGGCCGGAAAGGCCACGGCCUUGGUAAUAGACGUGGGCGGGGCCAACACGAGUGUCACGGCCAUCCACGACGGCAUGGUCCUCAAGCGAUCGAUUCAACGGUCUCCGGUAGGCGGUGUCUGGCUGAGCGGCCAGAUCCGCAAGAUGUGGGACGGCAGCGAGCCCAAGGUCGACGUUGUGCCGCGGUUUAUGGUCGAGAGCAAGAAGCCCGUGGAGGCUGGUGCGCCCGCCGAAGCCAACCUGCGAAAGUUCAACUUCGACAUCCACCCGUCCUUCCGCGCUUACGAGGAAGAGCGUGUCCUCACCGAGUUCAAGGAGUCCGUCGUCGAGGUGUGGCGUGGUCCCCAGCGGUUCACGACCCCCGGAAACGAAGAUGCUGUCCGUACACAACCCGGCCGUGUCUUCGAGAUGCCCGACGGCAGCAAUCAGAUGUGGCGUGAGCAGCGGUUCAAGGUGUCGGAGGGCAUGUGGGACGAGACGGCUGCCUAUAACAGCACUGACGAGGAGGGACGUGUGACUAAGGCUCAGACGAUCCCGGCUCUUAUCAAGGCGGCCCUCGAGGGUGUUGAUGUUGAUCUCCGCCCCAACAUUCUCGGAAAUGUCGUUGUCACGGGUAGCACGAGCUUGUUGAACGGUUUCAACGACCGUCUCAACCAUGAGCUUGCGCAGAUGUACCCCGGUGUGAAGAUCAAGAUCCAUGCGGCGGGUUUGACGACCGAGAGACGCUUUGGUGCUUGGAUCGGAGGAAGCAUUCUGGCGAGUCUCGGAACCUUCCACCAGAUGUGGAUUUCGCGGAAGGAGUACGAGGAGAACGGCGCGGGUAUUGUCGAGAAGCGUUGCAAAUAGGAUAUUGCUUCGUUGAUCAACAAUAAGAAGGUCGUCAAGGCAUGAAAUGGCGAGCCCCUCGCAAGCCGCGCUCUGGAAAUGAUGGGAGGUUACAAAGCAUCAGGUGGCGAGUAAGGCCACAAUGGGUUAAGCCCAAAAGUGUUCACGUAUUCAUGAAUUUUGUGUUGGGUGGAGUGUGGUGGUCAUAAAAAGAUGGGCAUUGAUGUUUUACGUUGCUGAUUAUUAGGCAGGU
Neurospora tetraspora is the source of this 1812-nucleotide messenger RNA. Its product is annotated as Actin/actin-like protein. The record is from RefSeq and is a predicted model, not a curated record. Lineage: Eukaryota; Fungi; Ascomycota; Sordariomycetes; Sordariales; Sordariaceae. Bases 168 to 1580 code for a protein of 470 amino acids. Gene Ontology annotation, biological process: chromatin remodeling; regulation of transcription by RNA polymerase II. The transcript is spliced from 2 exons. Gene Ontology annotation, cellular component: NuA4 histone acetyltransferase complex; SWI/SNF complex. Gene Ontology annotation, molecular function: chromatin binding.